Messenger RNA from Triticum aestivum (bread wheat), 2417 nucleotides. RefSeq lists its product as uncharacterized. NCBI's taxonomy places the organism in Eukaryota, Viridiplantae, Streptophyta, Magnoliopsida, Poales, Poaceae. The record is from RefSeq and is a predicted model, not a curated record. The transcript has 2 exons. The coding region runs from base 1874 to 2365 and encodes 163 amino acids.
UCCUUCCUCCCUCCCCGAUUUAUUCGGCUCCCGACCCGGAGAGACGACCAUGGCGGAGCCUAAGUCUCGCCGGCCAUGGCGUCUCGGUGGCUGCGCUCGACGGAGCAGCGUGCAGCGGACCGAGUCCCGCGCACUCCUCCGCCGAGCGUCGUUACUCGCGGCGCACAAAAGGCGCAAAGCGGCGAUGGCAGGUUCGUUUGCACCGGCGGCGGAGCAUGUGGCUGACGACCACGUGGGAGGUGCUUCACACGUGCACGUCCGUAAGUGUGCCGCCGGCUACCUUCUUCUCGCGCGUCGUCCAGAGAUGACGGCGUCGCGACGAUGAUGCCCACGCACGGCGGCGGCUGUGCUGGAUCCCGACGCGGCGUCAUCAAGGCACAGCGUGGCCCAUGAUCUCCAGUGGCGAGGAUGAGCAACAGCAGUGGCGCCGCGGUGAUGUAAUUGUGGAGAGGCAGCCGCUCAUCCAGGAGCUUCGCCGGUGGCAGCAGGAAGCCGCCGGCACAGCCCUGCGGCGGCCGGCGGUGGAGAUGGCCUUCUGAUCCGCGUUAGCACCCUUUUAGGAUCGGUUGUUAGGAGUCGUGGUUUUUUGGUACGUGUGUGUCAGAGCCCUUGAUGGGUACGACUUCCUCCUUUUAUAUGUGGCGCUAGGUGGAUCAGGGACCAAAACCAAAAGUCGGUUAUGGGUGCAUCCGAUCAGACCACAAUCGUUAGAGGAGGAGACUUUGUCUCCCAUAUUUUUCUCUCGGUUAAAAACAAUAACCUGAGAUCAAUCCCAACACAGCUCUGGACCAAUGUGACGCCAUGCAGGAUGGUUGCUGUCGUGGUGCUCCUUAGGCUCGUAGUGGAGAGUAACUUAGAGCAUCUCCACUCGCCCCAUCCCCCUCCCAACAACCUUCAAGGCUCUUUUUUUUAUCGCUAGCGCUAAAAAAGCCUAGUUGCGCCCGUAGAAGCCCAUGUUUCGUCGCUUAGGGUCGAAUUUGGCGCCAGCGGGCCCAGGCCGAACCCGGGGUGCUCGGGGUGCCGGGGGAAACAAUUUUGGCACCAAAGCAUAGUGGACCCGCCAAGUCAGCGACCAGCCGCAUUUCGUCGUCCUCAUCGCCUCGUUUUCCCACGGGGAAUCAGUGCCAAGGCUGUCGCCGGUCAGCCUUCCAUUGAUUUCUCACGGGCGGCGCAGCGAAGACGUGCCGACGCGGGCCUCGCCACACGUACACAAGUGUGCCGCCCGCUCGCCGCCACCGGCCACUAUAAAAGCCGUCGCCUCCCGCGCCGGUGGACGCACACUCCUUCACCCACAGUCCCUCUCUCAUCGCCAACGCCCCCAACCUCGUCUCUCUCUCCCCGUCUAUAGUCGUCGCGUCUACGACCGCUGAUGGGAGAGCGAUUCCCCGGGGAUGGGGCGACGGCCAACGGAUUCGGCCGACGCCACCUGCACGAGUGGGAGGCUUACCUCCUCCACGAGGCGAACUACCCGACGCCGCCUGACAUGCGCGUACCGGGCUCGUGGAGGCUCAGCGCCGGAGGCAUCCCCAUCCCCCCUCUGUCGAGCGAUGACUGCCGCCCCACCGAGAUCGAGCGCGUUUGGGCAUCUCUGCUAGAGGAGGUGCGGGACCUCCCGAAGUAUGCCGCCAGCAACCACGCGUUCUGGACGGCGUACUUCCAACGCUGCCACGAGGAGCAGCUCGCCUCCACCAACAACGCGCCGGUGAGUGGUCGGUACAACACGGACGGGCGCCGCCUGUGGUGGGGCGCCCCCGGGCGCACACUCCACUCCAUCCUCGAGUACCUCGAGGGCGGCAACAAGCCGCGGCUCGAGUAACCGGCGGCCCCGGCCCCGGUCCCCCACCGGAGCGGCAGCUCUUGGCUGCCGAGGCACAUGGCGGGCGGGUCCUCUUUCUCCUCCUCCCGCUCUUACUCCCACUCCUCCGGGUCGCCGGCGCUCGCCAACGUCAAGGCCGAGCCCGUGGAGACGCCGCUCGGGUGGCGCACCCGCGGCGGCGCCCUUGUCAUCAACAAGGACGGUCGUGGCCCCUCUGCUCUCUCCUCCUGCCUCGUUAAACUGAAGAUCGAGACGGGGCUCAUCGCCGUAAAGAAGGAACACAAUGACAUGGCCGCUGAUGAAGAGACCGCCCUCAAGUGGGCGCGGGCGGACUACGUCCAGCUGGAGAUGGAGCGCGAGCGCCUCGCCCUCGAGGAGAUCGCCAGCUGGCGCCGCGGUUGUGACGAGAGUGGCGUCAUCGUCCUCGAGGAUAGCGACGAGGAGGCACCGCCGCCAACCAAACCCGUCCGCCAAGGCGACCUAGGGCAGGGUUGUAGCAAGGAUCGCGACGGCGUGAAGAACGAGUACGACGGUGGCGGCGGCGACUAACGAUGUCCUGAAAUAGGGGGUACUCACCACAUUGUCUCCCGAUCAAUUGGAU